GCCAACAACAGUCCAUUUAAAAUCAGUGGAGCAUGGAUCACACAGCCAUACAAUUCAAUGAAAUGGAGCAGUUGGAGACCAUAAAGACAGGUUUACUUUUCACACAUAGCUGAGGAAAGUGGGAUACCUCCAAAGAGUCGCACCUUUAGAUGGGUGUAGCCAAGGUCUGGAUCAGCCUAUAAAGCCCUGUAGCUUCUUAGUUACUGAUACAUAGUUACCUGAACAAGCCAACGCCACGAUGCUGACUUCUAUCCAGCGGAUGAUUUUCCUUUUUUGGACCAGCAUUUGCUCAGCCGAUGCAGAGAAGCUUUUCCACAGCCGGGAUCAUUCCGAUGUGCAGACCCUUAUUCCUCACCAAGCGGAGGUUAUAACAAACAAAUACACAGCGGAGUUAUUUCUCUCUAGAUAUGGAUUCAUUAAGCCGGUGAACUGGGAGGAUGUCCAGUUUGAAGACACUGACACGCCGGUUCACGCCGACUUCCUGGACGACCUUGGAGACGUGAUCCAGGAAGGAACAUUGCAUCGGUCGAGGGAUGCUCCGCGGGAUGCCGAUCCCCACGACCCCAACAGCAGAGAGUUCAUCUCAGCUCUUAAAGAGUUUCAGAGAGUAUCGGGUCUGCCUGCCACAGGUGUGUUUGAUGAGGUCACCAAGGUGGCAAUGAACAAACCCAGGUGCGGAGUCCCUGACAAGGAGAUCGGCCUGGACGCCCCUGUGGCACCCGAAGAGGACAGCGCCUUGGACGCCCGUGGCAGCGGAAGCGAGCCUUGGACAGAGUCGGACCCAUUAAGCGAUGUAAUCGACGAGAGUUCUUCUUUUGGUGCCCCUGAAACCUUUGAAGACGACGUAUUAGUUGCUAGCGACGCAGAACGCGGUCUCGCCAGCAUUUCCAACGACACCAGGGCCAAUCACACCGACGAAGUCGACUCAUACGAUCCCUAUUUGAAUAACACGUCUGCAAACAGCUCACACGUGGUCAACGGCCGCCAGAGCCCAGCGGUGCGACGCAGGAAACGCCACCUCGCCGCGCUCGUUUCCAAAAACAGGAGCAGGAGAGAUCUGAGGGAAACCGGUUACAUGGCCUUUUCCAAGCGGGUGUUGAAAUGGAGGCUGAUGGGCGAAGGGUACAGCAGUCAGCUGUCCGUUGAAGAACAGAGGUACAUCUUCAGACUGGCCUUCAGGAUGUGGAGCGAGGUGUCUCCCCUGGAGUUUGUGGAGGAUACUCGUUCUGCAUUAGAGGAUAUUGACAUCAAGCUGGGCUUUGGCACAGGAAGGCAUCUGGGUUGCAACCAGAGGUUCGAUGGCACUGGUCAAGAAUUUGCCCACGCCUGGUUCCUGGGUGAUAUACACUUUGAUGACGACGAACAUUUCACCACUCCCAAUGCAGGAAGUGGUAUCAGUCUACUCAAAGUAGCAGUCCAUGAGAUCGGCCAUGUUCUGGGUCUCCCCCACAUCUACAGAGCUGGCUCCAUAAUGCAGCCCAGUUAUCUGCCUCAGGAGUCGGGCUUCGAGAUGGACUGGAUGGACAGGAAGGCCGUGCAGCACCUCUACGGUGGCUGUAAGGGUCGUUUCAACACAGCAUUUGACUGGAUCAGAAAGGAGAAGACGCCCUACGGGGAGGUGGUCAUCCGCUUUAACACCUAUUUCAUGAGGAACGGCUGGUACUGGCUGUACGAGAACAGAAAUAACCGAACGCGCUUCGGAGAUCCAGUCAUCCUGCAGGCUGGCUGGCGUGGGAUUCCCAGUGACGGAGUGGAUGCGUAUGUGCAUGUGUGGUCCCGAAAAAGGGAUGCUGUUUACUUCUUCAAAGGGGCUCGGUUCUGGAGGUACGACAGUGAGAACGAUCAGGCGUUCAAACAGGACCCCGAAGGGCACCGCUAUCCGAGGUUAAUCUCCGAGGGUUUCCCGGGGGUGUUCGCUCCCAUUGACACCGCUUUCUAUGAUAGGAGGGACUCUCACAUCUACUUCUUCAAAAACACUCUUGUGUACGCCUUCGACGUGGAAGCCAACAGAUUGGCGAGAGGCUUCCCCAAAAACAUCAGAGACGUUUUCCCUCCAGUGGUGAGCGGAGACCAUCCAGAUGGCAGCAUCGAUGCAUCGUACUUCUCCUACACCCACAACGCCGUCUUCCUCCUCAAGGGCACGCGCUUCUGGCAGGUGUUGGGGAGCCGCGAUCGCUGGCGCCGGCCCUCUCUCCCGCGAAAUGGCCUGCUGCCACACAAGGAGGUGGAUCAGCACUGGUUCGACAUCUGCAACGUUCAUCCCACUGCGCUCAAAUUAACCCGCUGAGUUUGCUGAAGCAGAUAUUUUCGAGACCCUUACUGAUGUUUGCUGAUAAGAACAGAUUUGACAUGUUGUCAAAUGUGUGGAGAUAUCCUCUACUUAAUUUUUUUUAAAAUCUAUUUAAUAUUUUAAAGACCAAAACAGCUGAAUAUGUCUGUUGGCUUACUAUGAGGUGUUUUAUCAGAGGUUCCAAAUGCAUAAUGGCAUGAAAACUAUCCUGACGCACCUCUUUGGAUUAAGUUAUGUAUAGCAUUAGUGAUAAUAUACUUAUUUAUGGAGUGCCCCCACAACCCAACCCCAGAUAUGAUGUGGAAGAGAGAUAAUUUACUUAUUUUAUUAUUCUCACACCGGAAAAAUAGCAAAUGGCACACUAGCAACAAAUAAAGGGCACGUUUGUGCAAAAACAUAUGCAAUAAUUUCAAAGCUCAUAAUGCAAAUAUAUAUUGAGACAUACAGAGGGCCCAUAUCUUUUGAAGAAAGAUGUUUAAAACUAUCUGUCCUUCUAUGUGUGUAUAAAAAUGGAAAUUUAUGCAGAGGACUGAGAGUGGUUCCUUGGUAAACGUAAAGAUGGUAGCUGCCUGCAGGAAAGAAUAUCACAUACAUAUAUACACUUCAUCAAUUA
Messenger RNA from Pungitius pungitius (ninespine stickleback), 2903 nucleotides. It is a transcript of the gene mmp21, whose product is annotated as matrix metallopeptidase 21. Gene Ontology annotation, molecular function: metalloendopeptidase activity; zinc ion binding. NCBI's taxonomy places the organism in Eukaryota, Metazoa, Chordata, Actinopteri, Perciformes, Gasterosteidae. Gene Ontology annotation, cellular component: extracellular matrix. The transcript is spliced from 7 exons. The record is from RefSeq and is a predicted model, not a curated record. Gene Ontology annotation, biological process: collagen catabolic process; extracellular matrix organization; proteolysis. The coding region runs from base 239 to 2287 and encodes 682 amino acids.